GCUGGAGGAGCCAUGAAGGUGUUGAAGCCACACAGUGACAUGCCUUGGCUCAGAGUUUCCGCUGUGUGGUAGCGACCCAGCAUGUAGCAGUGGCCAACAAGCCCCUUCACGCCUGGGAACACUUCAACAAUCAGAAAAUGGGGAAUUCGUACGCCGGCCAGCUGAAGUCUGCUCGAUUCGAAGAGGCUCUCCAUAACUCCAUUGAGGCGUCGCUGCGCUCCAGCAGCGGAGACCCUCAGCCCAUCUUCACCCAGCUCUACCUGGAGCCCGACUCCUACCCCGCCGGCAUGGAAGACGUGAAGCCGAAGGCCGAGGCGGCGCCGCACGGCGCCGACCCCCCGGGAACCGAGCUGACCAACGGCCACUCCUCCAACGACCUGGAGGAGCUGGAGGACGACGACGAGCUGGACAGCAGCAGCCCGCCGCUGCCGUACCUGCAGGCGCCCGCCCCGGACGGCUGCUGCACGCUGGACGGGUUCUGCCAGGCCGGAAAGGACCUGCGUCUGGUCUCCAUAGCAACAGAGAGCAUCGAAGUCCCCGCGGGCUUCGAGCUGGUGGGCGCCAAGUCCCCGAGCGUCCCCGAGCACAUCCUGGUGUGCGCCGUGGACCGCCGCUUUUUGCCUGACGAGAACGGGAAGAAUGCACUUUUAGGUUUUUCAGGAAACUGCGUGGGCUGUGGCGAGAAGGGCUUCAGAUACUUCACCGAGUUUUCCAACCACAUCAACCUGAAGUUAUCCACCCAGCCCAAGAAGCAGAAGCACUUAAAGUACUACCUGGUGAAGAACGCUCAGGGUGCUCUGUGCAAAGGGCCGCUCAUCUGCUGGAAAGACGGUAAAACCCGGCCGUUCCCCGGCGGCGCGUCCGCCUCCACCUCCAAGCCCAGCCCCUUCUCCUCCCUGAGCAGCAAAGAGAACGGCGGCGCCGGCGCGCACAGCUCCUCCCCCUUCUCACUGUCAGACUCUCCGCCCACCAGGUCGACGCAAGCGUCCGGCGUCUUCUUCGGCGGUCAGGACCUCGGCCGAGACAUCAGCUUCCUCAAACCUCUGGCCUCCACGCCGGGGAGCAAGACUCUGCCGAUAGUGCCCACGGCUCUCAGGGUGAACGGGCCGGCCAACGGUCUGGCCGCGGACGGCUGUCCUCCGCUGCUGAGUCCGUCCCACAUGUCGCUGGCCGCCCAGGCGGCGGCGUUUCGCUCUGCGGAGCUGGGAGACAGUCCGGUGGCCUCUGCGAUGAACUCGGGGCCUCCGAAGAAGCGUCACCGGAGCUGGCACCCCAGCGCCCUGGUACCCGUCCCUCCCACCGCCGUCCCCGUGCCCGCCAUCCGUCCCAUCGUCUGCUCUCCAGGCUCCGUGUUGGUGUCCUCCCCUCAGCCGCCAGCAGGGGGCGUCAUCCAGCCUCAGCCCAUCGUCCCCGGGGAGACGGUCAUCGUCCCCGACAACCUGCUGGCCUCGGCUGGCGUCCGCCCCGUCAUCCUCAUCGGGCACGGCACUUUACCGUACUUCUACGGGAAUGUGGGCGACAUCGUGGUGAGCCCCCUGCUGGUCAGCUGCUAUAAGAGCAGCCAGCUGACCGACAAGACCCUGGAGAGUCUGGGCCUGAGCAGCAGCCAGCUGCUGAGCGUGGAGACCAUGAUCCUGCUCACGCUGCAGUAUCUGGCGCGUCUGGGCUCGGAGCAGAUACCCUUGAGGGAGGAGCUGGAGCAGAUCGCCCUGAAGGCCAUGCUGUGCUGCCCCGGCGGCCCCGCCAUCACCCCCGCCCAGCUGCCCUGGCUGGCCCGCCUGGAGGCCAGCGUCUCCGGCGGCAGCGUGCAGGUGGUGGUCACCCACAACACGCUGGGCGAGGGCAUCUUCGACUCGCUGCGCUCCCUCAGCGAGGGGCCCCAGCACCAGCAGUGCCUGCCCACCUACGUGGUCAUCAUAUGUGCCUCCAAGAUGAACGGCAACGAGUUCUGCGUUCUGGUUCUGGGGAAAUACCAGGCCCGGGCUCUAGCCGAAGGCAUGCUGACCACCAAUGAGUUCCUGAAGGAGAUCAGCUACGAGCUGAUCACCGGGAAAGUCAGUGUGUUGGCGUCUCACUUCAAAACCACGUCUCUGGGGGACAAUCUGGACAAGCAGCUGACGCGGUACCAGCGCAGACGGAAAGGACAGGUCAUCCAGCCCUUCCAGGUCGAUGUCACUGACCACAUCCACUCGCAGGAGGCCGCCAGCAUGUCACAACCCUCAGACGCAGAGGUUUUCAGUAAGGUCUUCCAGAUCUACCCGGCCCAGCUCAACGUGGCUCGCAGCCUCCUCUCUCAGGUGUGCUCCAUCGCCGACUCGGGGACCCAGAACCUGGACCUGGGGCGCUUCUGCAAGGUGGACUUCCUGGUUCUGGUCCCGCCCUCCCACGUCCUAGUGCACCAGACGGCACAGCGCAUCCGGCAGUCAGGAGUCCUCGUGGACCUGGGGAACGAAGACGCCGCGGCGGCCCAGCAGAAGUCGGACAAGUACGUGGUGCGUCUGGACGCCGACGUCCACGCCAGGAUGGAGGCCUUCAUGAAGAAGGUCAAGCAGAACCCCUACACGCUGUUCGUCCUCAUCCACGACAACUCGCACGUCGACCUGACCAGCGCUCUGUCGGGCUCCGUGUGCCACGGCGAGCUGCAGGGUCUGGCCGACCGCGUGGUCAACUGCCAGGAGGUCCUGGAGGCCAUGAACCUGCUGGUGCUGCAGGUCAGCUGCUUCCCGUACACGCUGCAGAGCCGCCAGUCGCGCAUCAGCGCGCACAACGAGGUGCACUGGCCGCCCGCCGACAGUCUGGGGGAGCAGUCUCCUCAGGAGCUGGUGUACUUCGGCCUGAGGGACUACAGCAGCUCCCUGCAGUGGGGCGUGGCCAGCCCCAUCCUGCGCUGUGACGACGCCUUCGAGAAGAUGGUGCACACUCUGCUGGAGAGACACCCCCACCUGCACAGCAUGGUGAUCCGCAGCUACCUGCUGAUCCAGCAGUACACCGAGGCCAUGAUGGCCCUGACCUCGUCCCCGUCCCUGAGGGACCACAUCACCCCGGAGACCCUGGCCAUGGUGGAGGACCUGAUCAGCGCGCCGGGCCGGGAGGGCUCGCGGGGCCGUGGACACAUGCUGCUGGUGCGCGUCCCCUCGCUGCAGCUGGCCAUGCUGGCCCGCGAGCGGCUGGAGGACGUGCGGGACAAGCUGGGCCUCCAGCUGUGCUUCGCCGUGCUGCUGGGAAGCCCCGCCUCCGAGCUCAGCCUGCCCAAGAACUUCACCAGCCUCCUCAGGACCUGGAGGGGCUGUGAGAAUGAGGACUGGGUUCCCCACACAUACGAGGACCUGGAGGGGCUCUCCUGCAUCGUCAUCCUCACGGGGAAAGACCCCCUCGGAGAGACUUUCCCCCGGUCUCUAAAGUACAGCGACCUGCGGCUGAUCGACUCCAGCUACCUGACCCGCACCGCCCUGGAGCAGGAGGUGGGGCUGGCCUGCACCUACGUGUCCCGCAGCCUCAUCCAGGAGCCCAGGAAGGCCGAGGCGCUCCGGGAGUCGGACGCCGAGAAGGCCGCCACCAGCCUGCACGACGCCGACGAGAUAGAAAGGCCUCAGAGCAACGGCAGCGUGGCGACACGGACCUCCGGCUCUCUGGUGGAGAACGGCGUCAGCUCGUCGGACGUCACUGACUCCUUCCAGAAGCCGUCCACCUCCGCCUCCGCCUCCACCUCCACCGCUCAGCCCGAAGCCGCCACCACGUCGGACGUCGGCACGGUGACGCAGGGGUUCAAGCAGGAGUGCGACUCGGCGGAGAGCCAGCUCCCCUCCAACGCCUCCAAAGCCCCCAACGCGCCCCCGUCCCUGUACUCGUCCUCCUCCCUGUCGUCCCCGUCGUCGUCCUCCUCCUCCUCCACCCAGAGGCCCAGCCAGUCCACGCAGUGCAGCCGGGAGCAGCGGCGCGCCCGCGUGUCCCCGCGCACCGUCAUCCUCUCGCGGGCGGCGUACAACCUGCUGGCGGGGGAGUUGGGCGGCCAGCUGAGCUCGUCCUCGCUGCUGCCGCACGCCGACGUGGUGUGGAGCAGCCCGCUGAGGCCUCUGGUGGCCCCCGGCCUGCAGGGGGCGGAGCAGAGCGCCUACUACCGCCAGUGGACCACCGCCCGGCAGCACCACGCCGACUACGAAGCCCCCCCGGCGCCACACCCGCGGCGCCUGCUGCUCAGCGGACCCCCGCAGGUGGGGAAGACCGGCGCCUACCUGCAGUUCCUGCGGAUCCUCUUCCGGAUGCUCAUCAGGCUGCUGGAGGUGGACGUGUACGACGAGGACGAGGAGGAAGAGGAGCGGGAGGAGGAAGCAGAGAACUCGGAGGUGACGGCGCCGGUGAGGACGCAGUGGCCCGACGUGGAGGAGUUUCGAAAGCUGACCUUUGACUCCAACCCCCGAGAUCCCAAGUUCAAGGAGGCCAGCCCGGUUUACUGCGACAACAUGAGCUUCAGAGAUUUUAAGCACGAUGACGCUCGCCAGCCUCGAACCAAACGAGUGACCAAGUCGAUACGGCUGAGCAGGUUUGCCUCCCACAAUGCAUUUCAUCACUGCGAGCAGUGUCACCACUACUGCGAAGCCGGUCCCGCCACACAGCUCUCGGAGUGCACCUUCCACGCCUUCACCUUCUGCUCGUCCAUGCUGGGCGAGGAGGUCCAGCUCCAGUUCGUCAUCCCCAAAGCCAAGGAGCAGCACUUCGUCUUCAGUCAGCAGGGCAGCCACCUGGAGAGCAUGCGCCUGCCUCUGGUCUCCGCCAAGGACCCCGAUCUCCUCAAGAGUCCCAUCUUCACCCCGACCACGGGGCGCCAGGAGCACGGCCUGCUCAACCUCCACCACGCCAUGGAGGGCGCCAGCCACCUGCACGUCCUGGUGGUCAAGCAGUUCGAGAUGCCGCUCUACAGGAAGUACUGGCCCAACCACAUCCUGCUGGUCCUGCCGGCCAUGUUCAACAACAGCGGAGUCGGCGCGGCCCGCUUCAUGAUCAAAGAGCUGUCGUACCACAACCUGGAGCUGGAGAGGAACCGGCUGGAGGAGCAAGGCAUCAAGAGACAAGACGUAUGGCCUUUCAUCGUCAUGAUGGACGACUCCUGCGUGCUGUGGAACGCCCAACAGUCGACUGAUGGAAGUGACCCAUCGGAUGGCAGCUUGACUCUGACCGACGUGUCUCUGAAGACCGUGCUGCAGCACUUGGAGAACACGCCCAAGAUCUCGCUGUACGCCAUGUGCGGCACGCGCAAGUGGAGCAGCGGCCUGGCCCGCCGCUCUCCCAGCAGCCCCUUCAGCCGGUGCCACCUCCACGACUUCGUCAUGCUCAACGUGGACCUGACGCAGAACGUCCAGUACGACCUGAACCGGUACGACUGCGACGAGGUGGAUUUUAACCUGAGGGUGAACAGCAGCGGGCUGCUUCUGUGUCGCUUCAACAACUUCUACCUGAUGAAGAAACAUAUUCCAGUUGGAGGAAACAAAGACUUCCUGGUGAAGCCCAAACUGGUGGAAAUUGAAACCUCGGCGUCAAUCAGCCCGUCGCAGUACGUCUGCGCUCCGGACAGCAAGCAGACCCUCCUGGACGCUCCGGCCCAGUUCCUGCUGGAGAGAUUCCUGCAGAGCUGCAGCCACCGACUGUUUCCCAAGGCCGUUCAGAACAGAAGCAACCCCGUCCUGUCCAUCGACAGCUACCUCAACCUCAGCCCGGAGAUUUCUUUGUGUUACAUCAACUCUCGUCCACACUCCACCAACCUGAACCACGAGGGGCUGGUCUUCAGCGGCCUGCUGCUGUACCUCUGCGACUCCUUCGUCGUCUCCGGACUCCUCAAGAAAUUCUGCUUCCUCAAAGGUGCCACCCUGUGCGUGAUCUGCCAGGACCGGAGCUCCCUGCGUCAGACCAUCGUCCGGCUGGAGCUGGAGGACGAGUGGCAGUUCCGCCUGCGCGACGAGUUCCAGACGGCCAACUGCAGCGAGGACCGGCCCCUCUACUUUCUGACGGGCCGCCACGUCUGACCGGGUCGGCCCCGAGUUCGGAGGAUCCGGGUAGAUUUCUCUUUACUCCAAAACACAGAUUCUGCAGUUCCUGCGGCCGAUUCUGGAGCCCCGGAGGAGGAUCGGCGCCUCUCCUGACGCCAGGCCCCCUCAGUGCACUACACCCGGCUCCGCUCUGGGCCCCGGCACAUUCUGAACUCUCGCUGAGCUAGAGUUACCAAAUACAGACAAUGCUAGUUGGUAAGAAAGCACACCUGAACUUUUAUUUGUUGCUGUUGUGCAAAAAAAUAGACGCUCACUGACAGAUAUUGUGAGUUCGUGACGAUUGUAUGUUUGAAUCCAGUGUGUCCGAACCCCAGAUGUAUUGGUUUUUAUCUCAGGGUUUUCAAAGGGAGGUCCAGGUGAGCUGGCUUAAAGGGGUCGACUCCUUCACCCUGUUCACAGUGUACCUUUGGCAGUGACUUUUUGUGGCACCAAAGAUGUCCCUGGGCCAACGCUUGGCCUUUCCCUUGGCUUUCCUCCACCUCUUCUGCCUCUCAAACUCCACGAAGCUCUAGAAAUGUCUCUGAACGGACACAAACCCAGAAGGUCUGCUUGUAUUUUAGUGGCGCGAUCUGCAGGAGGCCCUUUGAUUCCGCACAUUUCAACUCCAAAUGGGGACUGCUCUUCUCCUGUGCCUCUGAAAUCUGAAUGCAGCAUCGAUAAUCUUUUGGACAGGGCGUUGUCGGCGUGCGCUUCUGGUUCAGUGAUUGUAUUUAAGUAAUCCAAAGAUUUUAGCCCAAAGCAUUCUUUUUUAAGAGUGUCAGACUUUAUUUAUAAUGCUGACUGAGACUUUUUAAGACUUUAGUGACUUUUCACAGGGUUUUAAUCGUAGAGCUCGCAUAUCUUCAAAAUGCCAAUCAGAGUCAAAGCUUUUCUAAUUUAUGGCAUUUGCUGAUUAAAAUUUUCAGUUUAAAAGUACAGUUUUUCAUAUUUGUUGUACACUGGAUGGUGUUGGUGAGUGACUGUUAGUAUAGUGGCUUCAAAUCUGAGUUUUGGCCAUUGAAACGACUACAAAUAAGGUUCACAACUGGGAAAAAAGUGAAUUGGGAUCACAUUUUAACAGUACUCUACCAUUGCCAUACUCUAUGCUACCAGUUGAUCGUAUUGCAUUACUGACGCAUCAGCAGAUUAUAUACUGGAAAACAACAUCCGUAAUUACAAAAAAUGGGUCAUUCAAUUAUUUUGAAAUGAAAAAAACAUCUUUCAAUGUAAUACUAAUCUGCUUUUUUUUUGCGUUUCAUGAUAUUUUUCUUAGAUCUGAGACGGGUGAUUGAAUAAAUGUUUCAGAUAUUUGAUGAAAUUAAGGCAGAUUUACACUUUAUCCAUCACUGUUAAAAUAAAUUCCAGUUUCCGUCUUGACUCAUGACACCACCUUGUGGCACGAAGUAGGCGAGUACAUGAAAACCAAAUGAACCAAGCUCCAGAUCUGAGCGGUAUAACUCGGCGUCUCACCACUGCCACCCAGUGUACAAACGUGGCAUUCGCAAAACUUUACUGUCCUUUUGAACACAUAGCGUUAUAAUCAAAGUGAGCGUAAUCACCCAGCCGCUUCACUGCCAGUGUUCCUGCUGCUGAUGGCGGCUUAGCGCCGCAUGAUGCCGAUUGGAAAGUGACGAUUCCCAAGUGUUUGAAGACGAGCAGCAAUCUGAAAGAAAAGAGUCAACAGCAGCUGAUCGGACGGACGCAUAUACUUGAAAGUGGGCUGUUUUUUCCUCUGGUUCCCCGCAGGGUUGUCCAGUGAUGAUGCCUUACACCAUGUUUCAUUGCUUAGGUUAGGUCACUGUGCUUUUGUUGUUUUGAUUUGUUUUGUUUUCCCAGACCAGAUGACGGCGAAGAAGCCACGUAGCCACGUUGGUGUUGAAGUGUUGUUUGUCUGAGUGAAGCAGGAUGAAUUAAUUGGACUUUUGGACUACUGUACUGUUUCAAGCUUUGUUUACAUUAUUAAUAUAUUAUCGUCCCUUUUACCACUGAGGGUUGCUGAUGUGUUUUUUUUUUUUUUGAAGUCUCGUGUAACCAGUAAUAUUUUGGUCAUGUCUUGCUGCAAAGGCAUGAAGAAUCUACCUAGAUAUAUCUUUACAAAUGUCUGUGCCCCCUCUCUGUUUGUGUGUUGGAUUUUUAUUGAAUAUCAGGUCCAGAAAAGGGAUUUUUCCUUUCUUUUUUUUCUUUUUCUUUUUUUUUUUUUAUUUAUUCAAUAAGCAUUUUGGACUGAUAAUCAUAUUGAAGUGUUAAUAUUUGAUCGCAUGCUAAAACCAACUGACUGCACCCUCUCUGAGGGUUUAAGAAAAAAAACAUUCACAAAAGCUUUGCACAAGACUCAAGCGAGUGAUUGUUGGAUCUACUGAAUGUCAUUUGGGGGUAGGAAAUGUGAACUUGCACUAUCCAAGUUGCCAGCUGAAAACGACGAUUGCUCCCGAGCCCUCCAGAAUUAGUCCAGAUACAAGACUAGAGAUCAAAACCCCUUUACGUUUUUUUUUUAAAAUUUUUUUUUACUCUUACUCCAACAGGCCAUAGAAUGUGUAUUUCUUCUUGAUAAUUUAAUACUUAAUAUGCAACUUGCUCUCACAAUCUUCACUGAAAUGUGUUCGACAGACCAUGUGCAGCCCGGUGGUAGCCUUGGCGCCUGCGUUAUCUACCUCAUCCUUACCAGUGUGGUUGCAGGCUGUGAAUAUUUUAACAUUAGAGCCAUGCUAUUGCUGUUGAAAAUGUAUGAAUGUAAUAAAGUGACUUCUAAACACA
Messenger RNA from Salarias fasciatus (jewelled blenny), 8774 nucleotides. RefSeq names its product GREB1-like protein. Gene Ontology annotation, biological process: multicellular organism development; kidney development. The transcript has 33 exons. Lineage: Eukaryota; Metazoa; Chordata; Actinopteri; Blenniiformes; Blenniidae. The record is from RefSeq and is a predicted model, not a curated record. Bases 138 to 6017 code for a protein of 1959 amino acids.